Hyaena hyaena (striped hyena) is the source of this 2019-nucleotide messenger RNA. RefSeq lists its product as uncharacterized. Bases 680 to 1645 code for a protein of 321 amino acids. The transcript has 3 exons. Lineage: Eukaryota; Metazoa; Chordata; Mammalia; Carnivora; Hyaenidae. The record is from RefSeq and is a predicted model, not a curated record.
GCGGCGCCGAUGGGCAGUGGCGAGGGUGGGCGCCAUGGCGCGGCGUAGCGGCCAGGCUCCGGCUCCGGCUCUGCAGCCACCUGAAUGCACACAGACCUGGCGUCAGCGCCCGUCUCUGCCCAGCCUGUGCGGCCAACCCGGGCCGCUGCCGCAGCGCGCGGAGCUUGUCACCCCUCCGCGGCCCGGGCCGUGGGUACGCGCAGCGAAGGAAGCCCCAGCCCUGCCUGGACCCCAGGCCAGCCUGUCCGCGGCCGGCUCGUCCUUCUGCCCUCAGCUACGGAGCAGCGGCCCCGGCCAGGCAGGGAGACCUCUCCCUUGGCUCACUCCGAGGAAACCUGAGGCAUGAAAACAGGAGGGACUAACGAAUGCUCAGGGACGUGGAAUUAAUCCUGGCUCUCCGCAGGACUGACACAGCUUGGGGACCGUCAGGGGACGCACCUUCAGGUCCGAAUACCUGGGCAGGGUCAUACCUGAGGACUGCCACUCCCUGGGACCCUGACAGGCGCUCUCCCGCCCGCACUCGAGACCCUUCCCCAGAGCUGGUUCCUUCAACCACAAGAUCAGCGCAGGGACUCUAGAACGGCCCGCCCCCGGCCCGCUCAUAGGCUGGACGGCUAGGAACUGCCGCGCCAUUGGCCGCUGUCUAGGUCGCUAAGGGCUGCGGCCACGCGAAUCCCGCAUGGGAGAGGCGAAGCCGGUUCAAACCGGCGGCGCGAGCAACCUGGCGCGACCCCCAUCCCGGGCUGCUUCCGCGCCAUUUAGUCUGUUCCCAUGGAAGCGGACCCCCGUCCCUCCAUCUCCAGGCUGCCGCCUCUAUUCGUCAUCUCAUCCCUGGCGGAACUUCACCAAAUCUGUUUCCUCUCAUCGUCAUACAUCAUCUCCCUAUGCCCCUAUUCGUGCGCCUUCUGUACGCCUAGCACCUUCGCCCAAUGCCCAGAUCCCCAGGACCCAGCUCACCCGGCUGCUACUGGCGUGUAUCGGGCCCGGCCGGCGACUUUUCUGCCUCCUUUUAUUCCAGCGCUUUAAUUCCGACCCCAAGACGAAAACACUGUCGCACCCUGAUUGGCUGAGUGGGGGCUGGAAACAGCCAGUGACCAAUCAGCAGCUACCCGCCCGCCCGGCGGCGAGCAGAAGCCGGUUCCGGCCGGACUUGGGAGACAAACAAGAGAGCUGGGGGGGGCCAGGGGCAGUGGUGGGUUGCCUCUGGUCUGCUGCCUUAAACUGGAGUAACAGCCCGGCUGGGAAUCCCCCGGGGCAUUACCCCCAGCGUCUCUCCAGAGCCUUACUCCGAAGCUCUGACCCUGGGUUCUGUCCCCCCGUCGAUGCUCCGGUAGACUGCAUGCCUGCCUCUCUCGCACACGCAGCUGGGCUCCUUGCACUCGGUUCUUCUCCAGCCGGCUACACAGUCCCCAGCUUCCCCUCUGUCCUGGGCACCACGUCCCGAUGCUCUGGCUCCGUGUGGGUUGUUCUGCUCCUGCCACCUCCAUUGCCUGUCCCACGCAACGCUGCCAUCCCCAGCUGCCUCGGGCUUUGUGUUCUGAUUUCACUCGUCUGCCCCCAGUGUCCUCCAUCCAGGCGCUGUCUGCACAUCCCGGAUCCCCGGACCCCUGUCCAGGCGUGGGGUGCCUCUUCCCUGCGCUCCUGACACCGAUCCGUCUCUGGGGUGCCAUCUGCCCGAUCCCUAGACGAUGCUCUUGGGGGAUCCCUAGGAAUGCAGCUGGUGUUCAUCCAGCCUCCAGGCUCAGCCCCUCAAAUCCAUUUCUUCACCCAACCCCAUCCCAGUGAGCUGUGGGAAAUGUCUUACUCAACUUCGUAUACCCCCUCAACACAGAAGCAAGAACAAAGAAGAUGCACAAUAUUGAGUUUGUUGAGUAAACACAUGAGCAAAUGAAAAGGGGUAGAAGGUACCUGCUUCUAGGGACAAAGGAUGGAAGCUUUGUCCUUCAAAGCUGGGAGAAUGAUGGUACUGACAAUAAUAAUUACCCUUCAUUGAGAACUAAAAUUUUACUAGGUGCUUUA